CUGUGUUGACUGUCAAAGUCUCAAGGUACUCAGUGUCCGGAAGCUCCGAGUUCGGACUGAAGUUCUGCCCACCACCCUGCAGAUCCCCCGGCCCGCCGGUGAGUCCCGAACCAUGAGCGCCGCGGGCGUCCUGUCCUUUGCCCAGCAAGGCUGGGAGCAGGUGCUGGCCAAAGUGAAGUGGUCCGUGGUCUACCUGGACGCCGCCUGCGCCGAGAGCCUGCACUGGAGCUGCGGCUCGAGCAGGCUCCUGGAGGCGGUGCAGGGCCCUGCAUGCUCCCUGAGGGAAUUUGAACCCGGGGCCAUCGGCGGUGGAGCCGAGCAGCCCCGGGCGGUGUUCGUGUUGAGCUGUCUGCUGAAAGGCCGGACGGUGGACACUCUCCGAGACAUCGUUCGCCGCAGUCACUUUCAGUACUGUGUGGUGGUCACGGCCGUGAGCCACGCCGUCCACCUCACUGCUAACCACGUACCAGCGGCCGCAGCGGCCGAGCUGGAGGGGCAGCAGCCGGUGUUCGAGCAGCUGGAGGAGAGGUUAUGUGACUGGAUGGGCAACGUGAACUACACGGCCGAGGUGCUGCACGUCCCUCUGUUGCUCGCCCCUGCUGCUCCCCACCUUGCCUUCACUCCCGCCUUUGCUACCCUUUUCCCGCUACUACCUGGGGAUGUGCAUGUCCUUAAUAGUGCCAGACAGGAUAAGAGGAAGCUGAGCAGCUUGGGGGAAGUGGAUGCCGCUGCCCUGACCCCCGAGCUGCUGCUGCACAUCAGAUGCCUGGUGUCAGGCCUCAGUUCGCUGUGUGAGCAUCUUGGGGUACGAGAGGAGUGUUUCGCUGUGGGGUCCCUCAGUCGGGUCAUCGCUACGGAUCUGGCAAAUUAUGCCCCUGCCAAGAAUAGGAAGAAGACCUCUACCGGCCGGGCUUCCGUGGUCUUUGUGGAUCGAACUCUGGAUCUCACAGGAGCGGUUGGACAUCAUGGAGACAACUUAGUAGAGAAGAUCAUUUCAGUGCUUCCACAGCUUCCGGGCCACACCAACGAUGUGAUGGUCAACAUGGCAGAGCUCACCGCUGUCCAGGCCACGGAGGAAAAUCAGAACGUGAUUGCACCAGGCUGCCUUGCACAAUCCAAUGACACCUCAGCCAAGGCCCUGUGGGAAGCCUUACUGAACACCAAGCACAAAGAGGCAGUGAUGGAAGUUCGGAGACAUCUAGUGGAAGCGGCCAGCAGAGAAAACCUGCCCAUCAAGAUGAGUAUGGGGAGAGUCACACCAGGGCAGCUCAUGUCCUAUAUUCAGCUCUUCAAGAACAACCUCAAAGCUCUUACAAAUCAUUGUGGGCUCCUACAGCUUGGGAUGGCCACAGUUGAAACUCUGAAGCACCCACAGACUGCCAAGUGGGAUAACUUUCUGGCAUUUGAAAGGCUUCUUCUACAGAGCCUUGGCGAUUCAACCAUGGCUGUUGUGCUUAAUCAACUGCUGCCUAUGAUUAAGUCCCCAAGCCAGAGGACCAGCGAGGACUACAGCCCUGAGGAGCUGCUAAUCCUCCUCAUCUACAUUUACUCUGUCACUGGAGAGUUCACCCUGGACAACGACCUGAGAGAAGCUGAAGAAAGGGUGAAGACAGCAUUGGCCCACGUCUUCUCUGAGGAGUCCCAGUUGUCACCGUUGCUGCAGAAGAUCACAGGCUGUGACUCUGCAAUUAACCUGACAUUUCCCAAAUCCCAAAACUCUGUGAAUGAUGUCUUCACGUCUCUCCAGGAGAUUGCCAGAGCGAGGACUCUCAUGAGACAGUUUAAGUCUGUGUAUGUUCCUGGAAAUCAUACCCAUCAGGCAUCCUACAAGCCAUUGUUGAAGCAGGUUGUGGAGGAAAUAUUUAAUCCUGAGAAGCCAGAUCCCGUUGACAUUGAACAUACAUCCUCAGGCCUUACUGAUCUCCUUAAAACUGGAUUCAGCAUGUUCAUGAAGGUGAGCCGGCCCCAUCCCAGUGACCAUCCCCUCUUGAUCCUCUUUGUGGUGGGCGGCGUCACAGUCUCUGAAGCCAAAAUGGUCAAAGACCUCGUAGCAUCUCUGAAGCCAGGAACCCAGGUGAUGGUGCUGUCCACAAGACUCCUGAAGCCACUUAACAUUCCUGAGCUGCUCUUUGCCACUGACCGGCUGCACCCAGACCUUGGCUUCUGACAUCUAAGAGGAAGAUAAGACCGGUUUGAGCUGUAAAUACCAAUACCCAUCUGUCACCAUACCAGAUAUGUCUCCAAAGCCAGUGUCCAUGUCACUAAUUAUAGGUGUAUGACUUCAUUCUGCCGGAGAGGGCCUCAUGGCCAGCAGAAGACAGUAUGUUUGGACUGCUCCUGUUCUUCAAAAGCAAAAUAAAGACUUGCGUGUUCAUUUCUCUUCUAUAGGUGUCAAGCUGUCUUUAGCUGACUUCACCUCAGUCCCUCUGAUCUCUCGUCACCUUUACUGUAGUCUUCCUGGAGUCACCUAUGAGUCCCUUAGCUCUGAGUAAAGUCUGUCUGCAAGUGGUGGCAGGGACAAGCAUUAUGGUUCUAAGUUAGUCAAGGAAGGUUAAAUGUCCUUAGAAUUCCCUGCGUGAGGAAAGCUAGGUUGUUCUUGUGUAUGGAAGUGAGGAAGGGAUGUCACAGACAGAGCCUGAGACUUUGUUUCUCUCUGACUCCAAAACAUUUCUGAAAGACAAGAAAGGAAGGGGUAGACCCGCCUGGGCAGGACUAGCCUGGUGGCCUCCGUGAAUGGUAAAUCACCCCAAGAGUGACAAAGGGCUGCUUUGUUCCAGCUGGUUCAAGGAUGAGGGCAGACCCACUACUUGGAGCAGCAGUGGGAGAGACAAAGAGAGGGUGGCCGGAGGGCCGUCCUUGCUGCACAUGGUUUCUCUGGCCCAGAGGAAGCCCCGUGUGGAAGAGGCUCCCACCCAAGGAGUCUAGACUGGAAACACAACUCCCACAUGGCCUUUGUGAUUUCAAAUUCCUACUGAAAUCGAAAGCCUCCUUCUGGGAUUUUAUAUUUUCUUUCUGGUCAUAGCAGAAAAACCCAGACGCAUCUAGUGAAAUUAUAUGAGAACUCUAGGGGAAAGGAAGAAAGAACUGCUUGGAACCCAGACACCGCUCACGGGGACAUGGCCGGUGGGAGCUCCUGGCGUGAGUAAUGGAUGUCUGAAAUGAGACGUCGAAAAACAGUUUCUCGUGUGGAUUAAGAAGGAAGACAAAAUAAAAUGUAAGCCAACACAUGGCUAUACGUUUUAUUUCUCUAUUAAAUGCUGUCCUUUUAAGGAAAUAGAGAAAAAACUGCAAAUUUAGAAUCAUUUUUGAGGUGAAUGAAGCUGAUUUUUGAAACAACACGUUCGUUUUCCACCCAAGUGUGCUUCCUACCUUCCCUGCUCUUUGAUGGUGCUCAACUAUAAGGCAACUCUUUUUUAAAUCCCGCUAAGCUAAAAGUCUUACAUUUGAAUGAGAAAAAAUGGCAUUAGCCUCAAAGAAAUAAUAUGUAUGCAGGGAUA
This is a messenger RNA of Chionomys nivalis (European snow vole), 3497 nucleotides long. RefSeq names its product sec1 family domain containing 2 (gene Scfd2). The transcript has 9 exons. Lineage: Eukaryota; Metazoa; Chordata; Mammalia; Rodentia; Cricetidae. The record is from RefSeq and is a predicted model, not a curated record. Gene Ontology annotation, biological process: intracellular protein transport; vesicle-mediated transport. The coding region runs from base 113 to 2167 and encodes 684 amino acids.